AUGCUCAUCUUCUCCCUCGCCGUGCUCUUAGUGGUACGCGGUCUUGUCAUCUGUGCAGCUCAGGCGAUUGAAAACGACUAUCCUAGCGACGAGCCGCUCUACACCGGAUUAUACAAGGACCCAACUUUAACCACGUCAGAGUACUGUGUUCUGGUGAUCCCGCCAUGCUUGACAGAAGCCGACCGCUACAGUCUGGAGGCACUGAGACACAUCCACCGGGAAAUGGAUGAUGAUCAGGAUGGAGGCAUCGAAGUGGAGGAGAGUGUGGAGUUCAUUAUUGAGGACAUGCAGCAGCAGCAGCAGGCAAACAAGCACAGUAAACUGCACAGAGAGGAUCAGCACAUCACAGUGGAGGAGCUCUGGAGGGGCUGGAAGUCCUCUGAAGUUCAUAACUGGACCCAGGAGGAGGUGUUGCGCUGGCUGAAGGAGUUCGUAGAACUUCCUCAGUAUGCCAAGAACUUCCGAGAGCUACAUGCUAAUGGUAACACUCUGCCAAGGAUUGCAGCCAAUGAGCCUUCUUUCAUGAGCACCCAUCUGAAGAUCCAGGACCAGCAGCACAAACACAAACUCAAACUGAAGGCUCUUGAUGUGGUUCUGUUUGGGCCGCCCACACGUCCCCCCCAUAACUGGAUGAAAGACCUGCUGCUCAUCGUGUCUGUGGUGAUGGGGGUUGGAGGGUGCUGGUUUGCUCAGCUGCAGAACAAGGCAUCCAAAGAGCACAUCUCUAAGAUGAUGAAGGAUCUGGAGAGUCUGCAAAGAGCUGAGGAGAGUCUGAGAGAUCUUCAGGAGCAGUUGGAGAGGGCACAGGAGGAGAAACGGACCGUCGCCGUGGAGAAACAAAACCUGGAGGAGAAGAUGAGGGACGAGAUCCAGGGUGCGCAGGAGGAGGCCAAUCGGCUGCAGGAGCUGAGAGAAGGAGCUGUUAGCGAGUUAAGUCGGCUACGCUACGCAGAGGAGGAACUGGAGCAAGUGCGCGGGGCCCUGAAGAGGGCGGAGCAGGACAUGCAGGCCAGCUGGUCCAUCCCCGAGUCUCUUCAGCUCUGGCUGCAGCUAACGCACGAGGUGGAGGUCCAGUACUACAACGUGAAAAAGCAGAGCGCCGAGCAGCAGCUCGCCACUGCUAAGGAGGAGGCUGAGAAGAUCAAGAAGAAAAGGAGUUCUGUUCUGGGGACCCUUCAUGUAGCACAUAGCUCCUCUUUGGAUCAAGUUGACCACAAGAUCUUGGAAGCCAAGAAUGCACUGGCAGAGGUGACUGCCUGCCUCAGAGAGCGCCUGCACAGGUGGCAGCAUAUUGAGAAACUAUGUAAUUUCCCUGUGAUGAAGAACGCUGGAAUAGCUGCCCUCACUGCGACCCUGUACCCCGACCCAAACUGGAUGCUGAUGCCCCGUGUUGCGGUGCCCUCCUACCCUAUGCACGCUGGAGCAGACAGCCUGGAAGAGGACAUGCCUUCCAUAAUACCACAGAUACCUGUUUCGUCAAUAAAACGUUCCCCACGAUCGCUCGUCCAGUCCCGCCGAACUGGCCACAUUGUUCCAACCCCCGUUAUACUGUCACCUGAUCCCGACCUCCUGAUCCCCAUUCGGGCUCCACUACCCAGAUACGCCGAGGAAGAGCAGGAUCACAUCUUCAUGGCCCCGAUAAUGAAACAGGAGUGCUUGGAUAUGCCUGAUGCAGAGUCCGUUGGUGCCCCUGUAAGUAGGAUUUACACAAACCCUGUGCUUGACGCACCUCCUCGGAGAAUGUACCGUGAUGAGGUCUUCAGUUCGGAGGAGCAGGAGGACUCCCCGUCACGUAAAAUACUGAGAGAGGAGAUUGAAGAUUCUCUUCGGAGUCCCUCCUGGAAAUUAUCGAGAGAUGAUCUGAAUAUGGAAAUGCCAGUGAGGAAGACAUCUAGAGAAGAGCUUGAGGCUUCCAGGGACCCCCUCACAAGAAUACCAGACACUGAUGAGGAUAAUGUUUUUAUGGACCCCCGGAGUAUGAUGAAGGAUAAGACAGAUGUGUCUGUAGAUGCGCUAUUAGGUAACAUAAGUGAAGAGCCGUUAGAUUUUCCCACAGACACCAGUUCUGCAGUGACAUACAGGGAUGAGGUCGACACUACAAUGGACACCCAAAGACGAAAAAUGUUUAGAGACAGGAAGGACCUCUUUGGGGACAGCACCUACCAAAAGUUACCUCGAGAUGAUCUUGAAUUUUCUAUGGAUUCCCAGAGAGGUAGUAAGACAGUAAGGGAUGUUGAUUUUUCAAUGGACAGUACCAGCAGAAAGAUGCUUAAAGAUGACUUUGACCUCUCCGUUGAUGUCCCUAGAGGAAGGAUUUUUCGGGAGGUCGGUAAGGAUACUGCCUCCUGUAAGAUUAAUAGAGAUGAGUCUGAAACCCCUGUUGACAACCUAAGAGGAAAGCUAUUCAGAGAUAAGAAAGACAUACUUAUGGAGAGAAAAGAACUGGACCUUUCCGUAGAAUCACAAAGAGGGAAGAUAUUCAGGGACUCUUCAGUAGAUAGUGCAUGUAGAAAAAUACCUGGGGAUAAAUUUGACAUGUUGUCAGAUAGUCAGAGAGGAAAGUCAUUUAGAGAGAGGGGUGUUACCACGGACACAGCUUCCAGAAAAAUAUCCAGAGAAGAGCCUGAGCUUGCCACAGAGAGGCGCAGAAUGUUCAGGGAUCUCAGGUUUGACAGUUCCAUCGACACACCAACAGGAAAAAUCCCCAGAGAAGUGUUGGACACGUCCAUGGAAAUUCCCAGGCGUAAAAUAUCCCAUGAUGAGUCAGUGGUAAUGGAAGCAGAGCGCUCUGGCCAGCCAGACCUCACUGUGAGUUCACUGGCGCUAUGGAAACAGCCACCAGAUCCCCUGAGUAGGCUUGUUUAUGAUGGCAUUCUGGAGAAAUCUUACCAGAGCACUCAAAACAUUGCCUUAUCAGAUGACCAUAAUCUUGCUGCAGCCAUCUCAAGCUCUUCCCAAAGUCUGUUUGGAGGUGAAGGGCUUAGUAGGGCAUCUCAACCGCCUGGCGAUUCACCUCCUGAACAUAGUGGUGCAGAAAAGCCCAAGAAAUCGUCCAAGUUCAAGAAUCUGUUCAAGAAGAAAAGGGAUAAGGACACACACAAGGAACACCAGCAGGGCGGGUUGCAAAAACUUUAA
Messenger RNA from Chanos chanos (milkfish), 3135 nucleotides. It is a transcript of the gene stim2a, whose product is annotated as tromal interaction molecule 2a. Gene Ontology annotation, biological process: intracellular calcium ion homeostasis; store-operated calcium entry; activation of store-operated calcium channel activity. The coding region runs from base 1 to 3135 and encodes 1044 amino acids. The transcript has 12 exons. The record is from RefSeq and is a predicted model, not a curated record. Lineage: Eukaryota; Metazoa; Chordata; Actinopteri; Gonorynchiformes; Chanidae. Gene Ontology annotation, cellular component: plasma membrane; endoplasmic reticulum. Gene Ontology annotation, molecular function: protein binding; calcium channel regulator activity; calcium ion binding.